UGGAAAUGUGGACAAUUUUUUUUGGAAACAGAGGAAUAAUAUACUAUAUAGCAAAAGUGUGUGUAUAUAUAUAAUCAGGGUGAAACCGUGAGAACUGAAAACUGAGAAGAGAAGAGGGUAGAGGAAGUUUUCGUAUCACUCGUCUCUAAUAUUCAGUUCAAACUUUCUAAAAUUGCUGCUAGAUCAUGGUAAACGCUAUCAAGGGACUGUUCAUUUCAUGUGACGUACCCAUGGCACAGUUCAUCAUCAACUUGAAUGCUUCGCUGCCUACAUCACAGAAGUUCAUAAUACAUAUCUUGGAUGAUACUCACCUUUUUGUGCAACCCCAUGUGGCUGAAAUGAUAAGAAGUGCCAUUUCAGAGUUGAGAGACCAGAAUUCUUAUGAGAAGCCCAGUUGAUGUAGUUUUUUCAAGAUAUCCUCCUUCAUAUGCUAAAGAUGCUAUGAAGCAUGUUGCUCUCAUCAAGCUAUAUUUCAUACCACUACUUUUUCCAGUUUGUUGUUUCUCUUUUUCAUUGUACAAGUCACAUAUUACAAUUUCUCUUGUUGAGCAAGUUGCUACUUGUUAAAAGUGACAGGAAUUUCCCCAACAAUUUUCAAUCCAAAUAACUUCUGAUGAGGAAAAUUUUUCAUAGUCUGUAAUUGAAGCAUGAUUUUGAUGGAAUUUUAUGAAGUUUUCAAUUAUAAGAA
Messenger RNA from Cornus florida, 688 nucleotides. Its product is annotated as general transcription and DNA repair factor IIH subunit TFB5. Gene Ontology annotation, biological process: transcription initiation at RNA polymerase II promoter; nucleotide-excision repair, preincision complex assembly; transcription by RNA polymerase II. The coding region runs from base 186 to 398 and encodes 70 amino acids. The record is from RefSeq and is a predicted model, not a curated record. Gene Ontology annotation, cellular component: transcription factor TFIIH core complex; transcription factor TFIIH holo complex. The transcript is spliced from 3 exons. Lineage: Eukaryota; Viridiplantae; Streptophyta; Magnoliopsida; Cornales; Cornaceae.